AUGACCACGUUACUGCCAAUCAAAUUUCAGGAGCAUUUGCUCCUCCAAAAUUUGGGCAUCAAUGCAACAAAUAUUGGCUUUGCCACGCUGACAAUGGAAUCAGAUAAGUUCAUAGUGGUUCGCGAAAAGGUUGGUGAGUCAUCGCAAGUGGUCAUCAUCGACUUGAAUGAUAUCACGAAUCCGUUGAGAAGGCCAAUCACCGCAGACUCGGUGAUCAUGAAUCCAGCCACGAAGGUGCUGGCGCUGAAGUCGGCCAAAACAUUGCAAAUCUUCAACAUUGAAUUGAAAUCAAAAAUGAAGGCGCACAACAUGCCCGAGGAUGUAACGUUCUGGAAGUGGGUGAACGUGAAUACGAUCGCGUUAGUGACCGAAACAGCCGUCUAUCACUGGUCAAUGCAAGGUGACUCGGCUCCAACGAAAAUGUUCGAACGUCAUUCAACGUUGAGCGGUUUUCAAGUGAUCAACUACCGUGCCGAUGCUGAAUGUAAAUGGCUUGUGCUGAUCGGUAUUGCUGCUAAGGACAAUCGUGUGGUGGGCGCAAUGCAGCUGUACAGUACGGAACGUAAGGUGUCGCAGCCAAUCGAAGGUCAUGCGGCAUGUUUCGUUUGUUUCAAAGCUGAAGGCAAUCCGCAUCCCAGCAAUCUGUUCUGUUUCUCGUUGCAUAUAGUUGAAUUAGGCACACCGGUAUCGGGAAAUCAGCCAUUCCAAAAGAAACAGGUCGAUGUUUAUUAUCCGGCAGAAGCUGCUGCCGAUUUUCCAGUCGCCAUGCAGGCUGCACCGAAACACGGCAUCGUUUAUUUGGUGACCAAGUAUGGCUACGUUCAUUUGUAUGACAUCGAGACUGGAACGUGCAUCUACAUGAACAGAAUCUCGUCGGAUACUAUUUUCGUUACCACUGAAUACACCGCGACCGAGGGUAUUAUGGGUGUGAAUCGGAAGGGACAGGUGCUAUCAGUGAGUGUCGAUGAGCAGAAUAUGAUUCCGUACGUGACACAAACGCUACAAAAUCCAGAUCUUGCGCUUAAACUUGCGGUUAGAUGCGAUUUGCCGGGCGCUGAGGAGUUGUUUGUGCGUAAAUUUAACUUGUUAUUCGGUAACGGUAACUACUCUGAAGCUGCAAAAGUGGCUGCAACUGCACCACAGGGUAUUCUUCGAACCCCGCAGACAAUUCAAAAAUUCCAACAAUGCCCAGUGAAGGGUCCUGGACCAACCCCACUUCUGCAGUACUUCGGUAUACUGCUGGAUCAAGGACAGCUGAACAAGUACGAAACGCUUGAGUUGUGUAGACCUGUGCUGCAACAGGUGGGUAGAGAGAACUUAGAAGCAGUCGCAUUGAAAAUUCACUUGAUCUUUCAGGGCAGGAAGCAGUUGCUAGAGAAGUGGCUUACCGAGAGUAAGCUGGAUUGCAGUGAAGAACUUGGAGACCUGGUACGUCCGCAUGAUCCGAAUUUGGCACUGUCAGUCUAUCUUCGUGGGAAUGUACCACAUAAGGUGGUGCAAUGCUUCGCGGAAACAGGACAAUUCGAUAAGAUCAUUUUGUAUGCGAAGAAAGUGAAUUUCGAGCCAGAUUAUUUGUUCCAACUGAGGCAAGUGCUUCGAACGAAUCCAGAUAUGGGUGCAAAAUUCGCGCAAAUGCUUGUUACUGAAGGCGAUGGUGAACCACUUGCAGAUAUCAAUCAGAUCGUGUCGUGUUUUGAAGAAGUGCAAGCGAUCCAACCGUGCACAUCGUUCUUAUUGCAAGUACUAGAAGGUGACCGUGAAUCUGAAGGACAUUUGCAAACAAAGCUCUUGGAAAUGAAUCUGAUGUAUGCGCCGCAGGUGGCUGAUGCGAUACUGGGUAAUAAGAUGUUCACACAUUAUGAUCGCGCAGCAAUCGGUCAACUCUGCGAGAAGGCUGGUCUGUUGCAAAGAGCGUUGGAGCAUUUCACCGAUCUGUACGAUAUCAAGAGAACUGUCGUGCACACUCAACAUCUUAAACCUGACUGGUUGGUGAGCUAUUUUGGUCAGUUGUCGGUGGAGGAUUCGUUGGAGUGUCUGAAAGCAAUGCUGCAAACGAAUAUGCGUCAAAAUCUGCAAAUAGUGGUGCAGAUCGCGACCAAGUAUCACGAACAACUGACCACCAAUGCGUUGAUUGAUCUGUUCGAGUCAUUCAAAAGCUACGAGGGAUUAUUCUAUUUCCUCGGUUCCAUCGUGAACUUCUCACAAGAUCCAGAAGUUCACUUCAAAUAUAUCCAGGCAGCCACUCGAACUGGGCAGAUCAAGGAAGUGGAACGCAUAUGUCGUGAGUCGAACUGCUAUGAAGCCGAACGAGUGAAGAAUUACUUGAAGGAGGCGAAACUCACCGACCAAUUACCGUUGAUAAUCGUUUGCGAUCGUCACGAUAUGGUUCAUGACUUGGUGCUCUAUUUGUACAGAAACAACCUUCAGCGUUACAUCGAAGUGUUCGUACAAAAGGUGAACCCAGCACGUUUGCCGAUCGUUGUUGGUGGUUUAUUGGAUGUGGACUGUUCUGAGGACGCAAUCAAACAGUUGAUCAUAAACACUCGUGUGAAGUUCGACAUUGAUGAAUUGGUUGAGGAAGUGGAGAAACGAAAUAGGUUGGUUCUGAUCGAUAACGUCUCAAAUUUGGAUCGCGCAUAUGAAUUCGCUGAACGAUGCAAUGAGCCAGGUGUUUGGGCGUCGUUGGCCAAAGCUCAACUGAAAGAGGGUCUCGUCAAAGAGGCAGUUGACUCGUUCAUCAAAGCUGACGAUCCAACCGCUUAUAUGGAAGUGGUUAGCAAAUGCUCGGAAACGAAUAGUUGGGAGGAUUUGGUAAGAUAUCUACAAAUGGCACGUAAGAAGUCACGCGAAUCAUAUAUUGAAACUGAAUUGGUGUAUGCUUACGCAAAAACGAAUCGUCUUGCCGACUUGGAAGAAUUCAUCUCUGGACCGAAUCACGCUCAAAUUCAACAGGUUUGUUUCGCUUGUGUCGACAACGAGGAAUUUAGACUGGCACAAAUGUGUGGUCUUCAUAUUGUCGUUCAUGCAGAUGAGCUGGAAGAGUUGAAUAACUACUACCAGGAGCGAGGCUAUUUCGAGGAGUUGAUUGGACUGCUCGAGGCUGCGCUCGGCCUGGAACGGGCACAUAUGGGUAUGUUCACAGAGUUGGCUAUUCUCUACAGUAAAUAUAAACCUGAGAAGAUGCGAGAGCAUUUGGAGUUGUUCUGGAGUCGGGUCAAUAUCCCGAAGGUAGCGAACAUAGAAUUGUAUUAUAAAGCGAUGCAAUUCUAUCUGGACUAUAAGCCAUUGCUGCUGAAUGACUUGCUCAUUGUGCUUACACCAAGACUUGAUCAUUCGCGCACAGUUUCAUUCUUUACGAAAUGUUCGUUUUUUUUCGAAUGUGAUUCACAUCCUCUGUUCAGCAGUCGGCGUGUACAAAAUGCAAAAGUUUCAGUGAACCAACUUCCAUUAGUGAAACCGUAUCUGCGACAAGUUCAAACCCAAAACAACAAAUCACUGAAUGAAGCGUUGAAUCAAAUGUUGAUCGAAGAAGAAGAUUACGCCGGCCUGAAAGCAUCAAUCGAUGCAUACGACAACUUCGACAAUAUCGCGUUGGCACAACAACUCGAAAAGCACGAAUUACUGGAGUUCAGAAGAAUAUCCGCAUACUUGUUCAAGGGAAAUAAUCGUUGGAAGCAAAGUGUUGAGUUAUGCAAAAAGGAUAAACUCUAUAAGGAUGCGAUGGAAUAUGCGGCCGAAUCUCGUCAACCUGAAAUAGCCGAAGAGUUGUUAUCGUUCUUUUUGGAUAAUAAACUCUACGAUUGUUUUGCUGCAUCCUUGUAUCAAAUGUAUGACUUAUUACAUCCAGACGUAAUACUGGAACUGGCGUGGAAACAUAAAAUUAUGGACUUUGCUAUGCCGUAUAUUAUUCAAGUGAUGCGUGACUAUCAGACAAGGAUCGAGAAAUUGGAGCGUGCCGAGGCUGAACGAAAGGAGGAAACACGUGAAAAACAACAAACGAAUGGAGGAAUGAUGGAACCUCAGCUGAUGCUAACCUUUGGUGGUGCUGCACCGAUGGGUAACGUUCCACCGCAAAUGCCAAGCGUCUACGCUGCCCCAGGUGGUUCUUACGGCAAUUCUCCGGCCCCGGGCGCUGUCGUCUACGGCGCUGCCCCAAUGUACCCGGGCGGUAGUCCGUAUGCGAUGUAG
Molecule: messenger RNA, 4188 nt
Organism: Anisakis simplex (herring worm)
Lineage: Eukaryota; Metazoa; Nematoda; Chromadorea; Rhabditida; Anisakidae
Source: the annotation of a GenBank genome assembly